AUGUUUCAGCGGUGCGCGCGAUUCAUCGGCUUUCGCAAUACCGUCGUAUUUACUGUCGGCUUGGGUAUCCUGCUUCUCUGUAAUAGCAUCUUGUUGCUUUGGCAAUUCCGCUCGCCUUCACAACCCGCACAUCGCGACAAGCUCAUUCACCAUGGACCAAGCACGCUGGAAUUGCACCCCAUCGAUGAGCUCAAGGUACACGCCCAACGCAAAUUUGGAGAGCUCAUCUCAGAACAAACACACGACCUAUAUUCGGCAGCCGACGCAUACCGACAAAGGCGCGGUCGCAAUCCACCACCUCACUUUGACGCCUGGUUUGAGUAUGCGCAGAAACACGAUGCGGUCAUCGUGGAAGAACUUUUCGAUCAGAUCUACCGUGAUCUAAGGCCCUUCUGGGGUGUUUCUGCGAAUAGCAUGCGUGGCUUUGCACAGCACUAUGAACAUCGCAUCACCGUAAGGAACGGAACCGCCACCAGGACGGAAAACCAGGGUCCAGGCACGCCGACGGACCGUAUGUUCGCGUGGUGGGAUAUGGUCAGGCGCAUGGAAGGCAUGCUACCUGACCUCGAUUUCGCUGUCAACGUCAUGGAUGAGAGCCGAGUCAUCGUACCGUGGGAGGAGAUGAGCAACUACACCCGGGUUGAGACCCUGACGCGGAAAAUACUGCCUGAUGAUGAGGUCAUCUCCGAGUAUAGUGGCUUCCAAGCUCCAGACGAGACGACUGGAGAGCCGCCUCAGGUAAACUGGAUGGGAUCGAGCGAGCCAUAUUGGGAGAUGGCGCGGAAAGCAUGUCCACCAGAUUCACCUGGCCGAAACCAGGCCGCUGCCACGAACCUUGCUGGACCUCCUCCUUUCCCUCGGGGCUAUCCAGAGCACUCGUAUAAAGGCUACGUGCAGAACUGGGACUUGGCGAGAGAUGCUUGCCAACAAAAGCAUCUACAGGAGUCCCAUGGAACAUUCAUCGAGCCGGUCUCGAUAUCGACAACUCACGCUUUGAUACCCAUAUUCGGUGAGACGAAGUUACAGCAAAAUGCAGACAUUCUCAUUCCUCCCGCCGCAUAUCUCUCCGAGGCCUUUGCAGGAGGAGACUACUCAGGUACGAAUCCCGAUGGCAAAAGUUGGUCGAAGAAGAUCGCAGGUGCUAUAUGGCGGGGUGUCGCUAGUGGAGGUCGUAACAAGGCAGAGAACUGGACGCGAUUCCACCGGCACCGCUUCGUCUCCAUGUUAAAUGGAACAUAUGUGCACAAUCUCGAAAUGGGCGCUGAGGUAGCGAACGGAGGCGAAACGUACAGUCCGCAGUCAUAUACGACGUAUCAUCUAGAGGCGACAAGACAUAUGAACAUGGGUUCUUGGCUCGAUCGGAUUGCGGAUGCCGGCUUCACGGAUCUUCUGUGUUUCCCACAGUCUGGUAAGCGAACUUGCGACUACAAUGAGCAAUGGUUCGAGGCUGUAGAGAAGGUUCCCAUGUCCAAACAGUUCGACUACAAACUCCUCCCAGAUAUCGAUGGUAACUCCUUCUCCGGGCGUUAUCUUUCUUUCCUACGUUCGACGUCCGUUCCCAUCAAGGCGACCAUCUACUCGGAAUGGCACGACGAUCGACUGAUACCAUGGCUGCACUUUGUGCCGAUGGACAACUCAUUUGUCGACAUGCACGCCAUAUUGGAUUAUUUCCUAGGCACUGGAGACGAUGAUGUGGCAGUGCUGUACGGCGCUCACGACAAAGCAGCGGAAAAGAUUGCACUUAGCGGCCAGGAGUGGGCUAACAAGGUCUUACGCAAAGAAGCUGCCUCCACACUACUGCGAGACUACUUCCAGUUCGACGCUACUUCCCUCAAUCCCCUCCGAAACCUCGACGCGUCGGCGCGCCCACCAGUCAGCAUGGAGGACCUCACCAACACCCUCGCGACGCUCGGCCUCGACAAGGUCCCGCAAGAGCCCAACACAUACCCCGCCCUUAACCCAUUCGACAUCUACCGGAGUCACAUCACCGAGCUGCUCUCGUCCGUGUCAGGCGUAGACAAGCAAAUAAUAUACCCCACACUAGCAUGGACGGCUAAGCCAGAGCAUGGAGACUUGCAGCUGGCCGUGCCUGCGCUCCGCCAGAAGAAGAAGGACAUGAAGGCCUUCGCACAGGAGCUGGCAGAUGCCUUCCCCGAGUCGCCGCUGGUCAAGAAGCCAAUUGUCACAAACACAUCCAUUGGCUUCUUCUUCAAACCGGAGACGCUCACAUCGCUUGUUCUGCCCAUGGUCCUCAAGUCCAAGGAGGCAUACGGUUUCAACAAGAACCUUGGUCUCAAGAACCCGCUCGACCCCUCCUCCGGCGCAAAGAAGAUGAUCGUCGAGUUCAGUUCACCCAACAUCGCGAAGCCCUUCCACGCUGGCCAUUUGCGAAGCACAAUCAUUGGUGGUUUCCUCGCAAACCUAUACGAGGGCGCUGGUUGGGACGUCGUUCGCAUGAACUACCUCGGAGAUUGGGGAAAGCAAUACGGUGUGUUGGCUAUUGGUUUCGACCUCUACGGUAACGAGGAGGAGCUCGUCAAGAACCCCAUUGGACACUUGUACGACAUCUACGUCAGGGUCAGCAACGUACAACACGAAGAGGCGGAGAAAAUGAAGGCUCUCAAGGCCGAAGCUGCGAAGCUUAAGGAAGACGGCAAGGACGCGUCGGAGCAGGAGGCCGAGGUCAAGAAGAUCGAAGCUGAGGGUAUCGACGAGCAGGCUAGGAAGUACUUCAAGGGCAUGGUAGACGGCGAGCCUAAGGCGCUCGGCAUCUGGAAGCGCUUCAGGGACCUGUCCAUCGAGAAGUACAAGCAGACAUACGCCCGGCUAAACAUCCACUACGACGACUACAGCGGAGAGUCUCAAGUCAAGGACGAGAGUAUGGACCUGGCUGCUAAGAUCAUGUGGGAGAAAAAGGUCUGCGAGGACUCAGAGGGCGCCGUCAUUGUCGAUCUUACAAAGCACUCCAAAAAAUUGGGCAAGGCCGUCGUCAAGAAGAAGGACGGUACUUCUCUGUACCUGACCCGAGACAUUGGCGCUGCGAUUGAGCGUGUCGAGAAGUACCACUUUGACCGCAUGAUCUACGUCGUCGCAUCACAACAAGACCUGCACUUGGCCCAACUCUUCAAGAUCGAAGAGCUCAUGGGAAGGAAAGAUAUCUCAGACAAGUGCCAACACAUCAACUUCGGCAUGGUCCUUGGUAUGUCGACCCGAAAAGGUACAGCCAAGUUCCUCGACGACAUCCUCCGCGACGUCGGCGACAAGAUGCACGAAGUAAUGAAGACGAACGAGACAAAAUACGCCCAAGUCAAAGACCCCGAGCAAACCGCCGACACACUAGGUAUCUCCGCCGUCAUGGUGCAAGACAUGAAGGGCAAGCGCAUCAACAACUACACCUUCGACAUGGACCGCAUGUGCUCCUUCGAAGGCGACACAGGCCCAUACCUGCAAUACGCACACGCCCGUCUCUGCUCCAUAUACCGCAAGGCCUGCGAUGCGGACCCCAGCCUCGCUGACCUAGACCUCACAUCCGCUGACUUGAGCUUGCUGAAGGAAGACAAGGCUGUGGAGUUGGUCCGCCAGUUGGCGUCGUGGCCAGACACUUUCCUCAACACGCUCAAGACGCAGGAGCCCACUACAGUACUUACGUACUUGUUCAAGAUGGCACAUGCGCUCAGCAGCAGUUACGACCACUUGCAGGUUGUGGGCUCGGAGAAGAACGUCAUGAUUGCGAGGUUGGCGCUGUAUGUUGCUGCUAGGCAGGUCUUGUACAAUGGUAUGAGGGUGCUUGGACUCAGCCCUGUCGAGAGGAUGUAG
This is a messenger RNA of Alternaria ventricosa, 3816 nucleotides long. RefSeq lists its product as uncharacterized. Gene Ontology annotation, cellular component: mitochondrion; cytoplasm. The transcript is spliced from 5 exons. Gene Ontology annotation, molecular function: arginine-tRNA ligase activity; ATP binding. The coding region runs from base 1 to 3816 and encodes 1271 amino acids. Gene Ontology annotation, biological process: mitochondrial translation; arginyl-tRNA aminoacylation. The record is from RefSeq and is a predicted model, not a curated record. Lineage: Eukaryota; Fungi; Ascomycota; Dothideomycetes; Pleosporales; Pleosporaceae.